This is a messenger RNA of Fusarium tjaetaba, 855 nucleotides long. RefSeq lists its product as uncharacterized. The record is from RefSeq and is a predicted model, not a curated record. Lineage: Eukaryota; Fungi; Ascomycota; Sordariomycetes; Hypocreales; Nectriaceae. The transcript has 2 exons. Bases 1 to 855 code for a protein of 284 amino acids.
AUGACGCGUAAUCUUUAUAUCCCCCUCGAGAUCGUCCUUCAGAUCCUUGAAACGUCCAUCCCGCCCGGUGAACCCAACCGGAUUAUUGACCUUGCAACCCCCGAAGUUCAGCAGCUCGUCACCUGGACAAGGACUGUGGAAGCGGGUUCUCUUCCCAAAACCCUCCUACUUUCUGCAGUGCCGUCCAUCUAUCUUGGACUCAGCCUGGAGGAGAUCCAAUCAAUACGAGCCAGUGCACUCGUCCGAGAUGUCUUCCUGGAACUCGGCAGCUCUGUCCGUCGAUUGAUCGUUGACUUGCCGUUUCGCAGAAUCGCUAUGCAGCAUAGCAUCGAUGCGCAUAUCGAUCAAGUCUUCUCUCGAGGUCUACGAGCGUUGAUCAACCUUGAAGAAUUUGUCACCUUAGGCGGCCUGCCUUCAUUAGAGUUCUGGAGGAGUGAGCUCAACGUCAGCCAAAUUUGGCCCAAGCUACGAAAAGUCGCUGGGUUCAGCAUCAACCUGAGUGACGAAGGACUUUGGUACAAUGUUGCACUACACCGAAACAUUGAGCAUCUGGUUGUCACGAGACCUUAUUUGCUUCGUGUUCAGACUUGGAACAUCAAGCAGUCUAUUGGCAGCGAACUUUGGAACCCCGAGUUUGGAGGUGACUCGACCUAUGCUCGGCCCUUGAAGAUCGUCAUUGUCAAUCAUGAGUUCAGCUCACCUAUUAUUGACACGGAAAACGGACAUAUUCACGAUCCAGCUGGGCUUCUUGAUGUCUCGCCUGUUGAGAUACCAAUGCACGCGAAACGGGUCGACUAUGUCUGCCGUGAGUGGCUGAUCAAGACUGCGAAAGAAGAUACAAUUUGGGGGUAUUGA